AUGCUGCUGGAAUCAAUUACUAACAUGAGCUCUCCCAUGGGCAAUAAAGAAAAACCUACGGUUCAACUUGAAAUUCAAGAUUUAGAGUCCAACUCUUCACUUGAACUUGACCAACAAGAUAUAGCUCAUACUGAAGACCUUAAUAGGGCGUUAUCAGCUAGACAUGUUAAUAUGAUCACCAUAGCGGGAGUCAUUGGUACUGGUCUUUACUUAGGUACUGGUAAAAUGUUGGCCACUGGUGGACCAUUAUCCCUAUUAUUAAAUUUUAUGGUUGUGGGUCUAGUUGUAUUUUUUAUGAUGCUUGCUCUUGGUGAAAUGUCUGUUCAAUUCCCUAUUUCGGGUUCAUUCACUGUAUAUGCUAAAAGAUUUGGUAAUGAAUCCCUUGGUUUUGCAAUUUUGAUCAACUACUGGUUUAAUGACUGUUGUUCGGUAGCCGGUGAUUUAGUUGCCAUGCAAUUGGUUUUCCAAUAUUGGACCGAUUUCCACUGGUGGGUUAUGUCACUUUUAUUUUGGAUACUUUUAUUGUCGUUAAAUGUUGUUCAUGUUAGAGCAUACGGUGAAAGUGAGUAUUGGAUGGCGUUACUUAAAGUUGUAACUAUCGUUAUAUUCUUUAUUGUUUCCAUCGUUUGUAAUGUAGGCAAGAAUGAUACGCACGAAUAUAUUGGAUUCAAGUAUUGGAGCUAUGGUGACGCACCAUUUGUCAAUGGAUUCAGAGGUUUCAGUUCCCUUUUCGUUUCUGCUGCAUAUGCCUUGGGUGGACUUGAAUCAGUUUCCUUAACUGCUGGUGAAACUCGCAAUCCUGUUAAGGUUAUUCCUAAAACCAUUAAAGCGACUUUCUGGAGAAUCAUGAUCUUUUACGUCUUCACUUCUUUUUUCAUUGGGAUGAAUGUUCCUUAUGAUUACCCUAACUUAAUGACCAAAACUGUUGCCACUUCUCCAUUCACUAUUGUUUUCCAAAGAGUUGGUGCCAAAGGAGCUGGUAGUUUUAUGAAUGCUGUCAUUUUAACUUCAGUCAUUUCUGCUGGAAACCAUGCUUUGUUUGCCGGUUCUAGGUUAGCUUUUAAUUUAGGUAGUCAAGGAUAUUUCCCUAAGGUUUUUACCAAGUUCAACAGAUACAAGGUUCCAUAUGUUGCAGUAAUUGUCACCUGGUUGAUAGCAGGGCUUUGUUUUGGACUGGCUUUUGUCGGUGCUGGUGAAUUAUGGUCAUGGUUGCAAUCUAUUGUCGGACUUUCUAAUCUUAUUUCUUGGUGGCUUAUUGGAGUAACUUCUAUUAGAUUCAGACGUGGGAUGGCCAAACAAGGUAAAACUAAACAAAUUUUAUUCAAAAAUUGGUCAUACCCAUUUGGCCCAUGGUUUGUUGUCGUGUUUGGGGGAUUUAUUAUUUUGGUUCAGGGUUGGUCAACUUUAUCUCCUUUCAUUGUUGCCGAUUUCUUCCAAAGUUAUCUUGAAUUGCUUGUCUUCCCAAUCACAUAUUUAUGCUGGUGGAUAUUCAAGAAGAGAUUCAAGGAUAGGUUUGUCAAGCCCGAAGAUAUGGAUCUUGAUACUGAUAGGUAUAUCCAAACAGAUGAAGAAUUGGAAGAGCUUGAAUAUGCUCAAAGUUUGAGUGGAUGGCAGAAAUUUAAAUAUAACUUUGUUGACAAUUUCUUGUAA
Molecule: messenger RNA, 1650 nt
Organism: Hemisphaericaspora subhashii
Lineage: Eukaryota; Fungi; Ascomycota; Pichiomycetes; Serinales; Debaryomycetaceae
Exons: 1
Coding region: 1-1650 (549 amino acids)
Biological process (GO): amino acid transmembrane transport
Cellular component (GO): membrane
Molecular function (GO): amino acid transmembrane transporter activity
Source: RefSeq, a predicted model, not a curated record